Molecule: messenger RNA, 3444 nt
Organism: Pseudovirgaria hyperparasitica
Lineage: Eukaryota; Fungi; Ascomycota; Dothideomycetes; Acrospermales; Acrospermaceae
Exons: 4
Coding region: 238-2946 (902 amino acids)
Biological process (GO): regulation of DNA-templated transcription
Cellular component (GO): chromatin; nucleus
Molecular function (GO): histone H3K36 methyltransferase activity; protein binding
Source: RefSeq, a predicted model, not a curated record
CCUCCGUCCUCCUCCCAUCCACUGUUCGCAAAUCAACAUCACUUCCACACCUCAACUCCGUGAGUGCUGCACCACCACUCCGAGUUUUGGUGCAGGACUAUUUGGCGUGAAAGUAUCGUCUCCCGAACGUUUCACACCCCUUCCUGCUUUAUUAGCGCGUUUGUCCUUUCUCAUUCUCAAGCCUUCUCAAACGUGUUUGUUCGCGACACUUCGGCGUUGCAAGCCUCACAUCACAGUAUGGAGCUUGAGAUGAGCGAAGAUCGCCAGCAGAGGGCAUCUACUGUCUCCUCUGGCUCAUUUAACUUAGGCGAUGCCACUGACGACUCCAUUCGCGUUAAGCAUGGCUCGUCCACUCCACCGACAAGCCUGUCUUCAGGGCCGAGCGAUAUUGCCGACGCGAACAAAGACGAGCCGCCACUCGACCAACGCCGUAGCUCACGCGCCCGCCAUAGUGUAGGAUCCUACAAUCUACAAGUUCUCGCUGGCACGAACAUUCACACUCCGCUUCGGUACCUUCGCAUGCAGGCUGAGGCUGCUGAAGCUACUCCUAAGGCCCCAGAAGUACCCCCUCCAGUGCAAGACUACACAAGCACCGACGAUAAAGUUCUAGCGAGUUCGCUUGGUGAUUACUGGAAACUCGACACGUCACCUCGACCGCGUCCUGCCAGCAGUCAAGUCAAUACAGUCAGCACUGACACCUCAGACAAGAAUCUAAGGCGAACUUCCUCGCGUUUGGAUCUUGUGAAGGAAGCGACCACUAAUGCAGUAGCUGCGGCGACGUCAGCAACGUCAAAAACUAUCGGAUCACGCACGAAUGCUGUCCGACCAUCCACGAAGCCUCAAACGCGACCGAGUUUGUCGGAGAAGGCUGACGCAGCACCGCGAACUCCGACAAAGCGUGCUCGUGCAGCGACCACAGAGUCCCCUGCGACCGCGACCGCGGCCACAACCCCGGAACCCACUCCAAAACCUGCCACACAAGCAAAAAAGCAGAAAUAUCGAAUUGUCAGCGAGGGUAUCUACAUAGGGCAACGUGCAGACCCUGAGAAAGACUAUUCAGACAAGAAUGCCCGCGCAAAGAAGUCAAAGGCUGGAGAGACUCCACAGCCUCCGCGCAAAGGCUCCGAUUGGUUUCCUCUUCCCAUGUUCCAUGGCGCAAAAGUCAUUAUGCAAGAAAGGGACUUUAAGUUACCACGGGAAAUUCUCAAUCCACUUCCUCGAGGGGAAAGAGUCGAAGGCUGGAAAAUACUUUCUAAGAACCGUGCUGUCGAUGAUGAUUCCCGCGAAGCCUACCAGAGAUUAUGUACAAGGAAGAAGCAAGAAGCCAUUUCUAUGUGCGAAUGUCAAGAGCUAUGUGAUCCCGAUAGCUGCCUCAACGCGGUUAUGAACUUCGAAUGUGACGACAAGAAUUGCAAGCCAGGUAAAGACAACUGUAACAACAGGCCUUUCGCAGGUCUAGAGGCUCGCGUUUCAACCCAAGGACGAAGGGGCAACAUGUACGAUAUCGGCGUAGAAGUGGUCAAAACUCAAGAUCGCGGAUAUGGUGUGCGCGCAAUGCGCUCUUUCCGACCUGGUCAAAUCAUUAUGGAAUACACCGGAGAAAUGAUCGAUCAGACUGAAUGCGACAGGCGCAUGCGCAAGGAGUACAAAAAUAACGAGUGCUACUAUCUGAUGACGUUUGAUGGCGGCUUGAUCAUUGAUGCCACCAAGGGGUCAAUGGCACGCUUCGUAAAUCAUUCCUGCGACCCCAACUGCGAGAUGAUCAUGUGGUUGGUCCGCGGGAAGCCUCGCAUGGCUCUCUUCGCCAAAGAUGGCCAUAUCCCCGCCGGUCACGAGCUGACUUAUGACUACAAUUUUGAAGCGUUCAGUGAGGGCUGGAAACAAGACUGCAGAUGUGGAGCUGAUAACUGCCGUGGAAUCCUUGGUCCUCGUCCAAGGGACGGUGCUCGUCUUAAAGACAUGGUUACUAAAGUGGCAAAAGUUGCUAAGGGCGUCAAACGGACUGCUCAAGCUGCAUUUGAAGGGAUGGCGUCGCUAGGUGGCGUUGCUACCAAAAAACAGCGUGGCAACAAGGACACGCAUACAGAGACCAAAUCGGUGACUUCAAAGAUUUCGAAGAAAGCACUCAUGGCACCUGCGGUUGCUGCUGAUGCCAUUAGCCCAAAGAAAGCUUCUCAGUCGGCAAGCCGUGAAGCACGUGCUACAGCACGCCACGCCGAAGAGGUGAAACAACGUGCCCGCCGUCAGGAUGCCAGUAGGAACGAGGCCACUCGGCGCGCAGAGAUAGUCAAGAAGGCGGCCGAGAAGAAGAAAGCAGCUGCACGAAAACGUUUAACAUCUUCGAGGGCCAUGAAGCCCACCAAGGAGCCUUCGAAAGCUGUGGAACCGAAAGCUGCUCAAUCGAAAACACUUAAGAAAACCAAAGCUGAAAAGACUGCCAGCAAGCCCGCCAAGUCAGCUAGUCAGCCCGUAAUCAAAUCCGGUGUUGCUUCCAAGGCAUAUGAAAAGAAGCGUGAGAAAUUGACGAUGACAACCAAUCUCACUGCGGGUACGAGAUUGAGUCCUCGUCAGAAGAAGAUCAGUAACUUCUUCAAAGCAUUGAACAUCCUCAGGAAUACCGAGUCUGAGGAUGAAGAAGAGGAUUUUGUCAUGUCCGACACUGAUGACGAUGAGCCGACUCCAGGCUCCGACAAGACUGCGAACGAGCUCGCUGAGCAGCUGCAGAACGAGAUCAGAGCUUUACCAGUCCUCAAGACGUCCAAGACUGCAGCUCGUAAGAAUACUGCCAACCCUGCUAUAAAAAAGCGGACCUACAUAAAAAAGGUCAAAAUGAUCCAUUCGAGACUUCCGAAAUCUACAAAAGUCAUGAAAACUGCGAAGACGGCAAAGACGGGAAAGGUAUCGAAGGCCAAUGUCCGUCCUUCGAACAUCAUGCGGCCGCAUUGAUCAGGGUGUGCCAGGAACUCUACUGCUGCUGGUGAUAGCUCUCGCAUACAACCCUAGUCUUACAACCAGCAUUCAAACCUUUGCCUGCUGAACAAGCGGAGAGUGAUGACAGAAUCAUCUCUGCUUUGGCAUGUUCUACUUUAUUGGGGCUCAUAUCGGGCAUCUCGGCGUCAGGAAUGGGUUGUUCUCUCCAGCCUUGGAGCAUACAGGUGGAACGGCGUAGGGGGUACCGUGCAUACUUGGAGUCUGGGGAUGGAGUGGACCUUGUGUGACGAGUUUUUUUAGGCUUUUCUUGUCAAAGCUGCAUCGUCGCUGGGAGCAGGACACGAUGCAUUGUUUUGAUAUUCCAGCAGCAUAGCGUGGAAGUGGGCACUUGUGCUGAGCUCGUUCUUCCCUCGCUGCUAUGUGGACCUGGAAUGCAUCUAUAGCGUCUAUAUGUAUCUUGAUAGCAGGCUGAGGCCUCGCUAGUUGGGAAACAAUCCAUAUUGCGUAUACUUG